Diabrotica virgifera virgifera (western corn rootworm) is the source of this 2245-nucleotide messenger RNA. RefSeq names its product glutamate receptor ionotropic, delta-1 (gene Ir68a). Gene Ontology annotation, molecular function: glutamate-gated receptor activity. Lineage: Eukaryota; Metazoa; Arthropoda; Insecta; Coleoptera; Chrysomelidae. The transcript is spliced from 8 exons. The record is from RefSeq and is a predicted model, not a curated record. Bases 11 to 2170 code for a protein of 719 amino acids. Gene Ontology annotation, cellular component: membrane.
UAUUGAAGAAAUGGCUGAGGAUGACACGUUUGGAUUAUUAUUACAAGAAAUAAUGAUUAAAACUUUACAACCAUAUAAGUGUGUGAUGAUUUUUACGGACGAUAUGUAUUCAGAUUUGUUUGAGAUGCCAUGGUUUAAGAGAUUUGGCAAUGUUAUAUCCUUUAUAAUAAUCAAAGUAAACGAAUAUGAUGACUUAUACGCCCCUGAGCCUGAAGUCCAAGAAAGCUUGCUGAUAGCUAAGCAGGGCGGAUGUCAAUUAUACAUAUUUCUAAUUUCCAAUGGACUACAAAUGAGAAGACUCCUUCGAUUUUGCGAUAGAUAUCGGGCUCUCUCAACAUUAGCAAAAUUUAUUUUGCUUUUCGAUCAUCGCUUAUUUGAUAAAGAACUUCUGUAUCUUUGGAAAAGAAUAAUAAAUGUAAUUUUUAUAAAAAAGCACGAAGGAAGAGGUACUACUAAUCCACAACAUAAUUUUGCUUGGUUUGAAAUUACAACUGUUCCGUUCCCCGCGCCCGUUGGUAACAUUCUGGUUCCAAGAAGACUUGAUAUUUGGGCCAAAUCCAAAUUUCGUAAAGGUUUUGACUUAUUUAAAGACAAAACUUUGGACUUACAAAACCAAACUUUAAACGUUGUUGUGUUUUCUCAUAUACCAGGCGUACAAAAAAUUAACUCCAGCCGUACCCUAAGGGCAGUAUAUAGUAGAGCAGAAUUAAAUGAAACUGUAAGUUUUGCAGGAACUGAGAUAGAAAUUUUACACACAAUUUCCAAAUGGAUGAACUUUAAUGUAGAAAUUUAUGAACCCCCAAACAUAGAAAGGGAACUUUGGGGUCGACCCCUAAUUGGAGGAAUCUACACAGGUGUCAUAGGCGAAGUAGUAAGUACUAGGGCAGAUAUUGCUCUUGGGGAUUUAUAUUAUACGCCAUAUCUACUUAAUUUAAUGGAUCUGACGGUUCCCUAUAAUACAGAGUGUUUAACAUUUAUUACACCAGAAGCUCUAACAGACAAUUCUUGGAAAACAUUAAUACUACCGUUCAGUUCUAUAAUGUGGGCUGGAGUACUAGUAUCACUAUUAGUAACAAUCAUAAGUUUUUACUAUUUGGCUCAUUUUCACGUGAGCACAAGUCAAGAAGUCGCCAGCGACACAGAUUCCCAAACACCAUUUCAAAAGACGAAAAAAGUAAUAACACUUUCUUUGCACCCAGCUUUGGAGAAAAUGAAUGCAAACACUAAGUAUAUUUUAAUGAAAGAAAAAUAUCAAGUAAUUAGAAGAGAAGGACAACCAGUUGGAUUGUAUCAAUUUAGCGAACCAGUCAAUAGUGCACUUUACACUUUUAGCAUGUUACUUCUGGUUUCUCUACCUAAACUACCCACAGGAUGGUCCUUAAGGGUAUUAACUGGGUGGUAUUGGUUGUAUUGUUUACUUGUGGUUACUGCGUAUAGAGCUAGUAUGACUGCUAUUUUAGCCAGACCUUCAUUGAAAGUGAAAAUAGACACAGUGGAGGAACUGGUCGAAAGUCGGUUGACAUAUGGUGGUUGGGGCGAAAUAAAUAAGGAAUUCUUUAAAAAAUCCACUGACCCGUCACUGGAAAUAAUCUCGAAAAAUUUUGUAACAGUGAAUGAUUCAGAGGAUGCCGUAGACAGAGUGGCAGAGGCGUCGUUCGCUUUUUACGAAAAUACAUAUUUCUUAAAAGAAGCUUUAGUAAAGCGACAACAAAGAUAUCAAAAUAUGUUUAGUUCAUCUGAUAAUUUGACAACGACAACGAAUGUUAGUAAGCCGAUGAACGAAAACGUGAUAAAAGAUGAUCGAACUUUACAUAUUAUGAAAGAUUGUAUAAUUAAUAUGCCUGUAUCCAUAGGAUUACAAAAAAAUUCUCCUUUAAAACCACGCAUGGACAAAUUCAUACGACGAGUAUUAGAAGCAGGUUUUAUCAAAAAGUGGAUGGACGACGUUAUGCAAAAAGUACUUACAUCAGAAAUCCAAAUAGAAGACACUGGUACCACCAAAGCAAUAAUGAACUUAAAGAAAUUCUCUGGAGCUUUAGUAGCUUUAAUAAUCGGCUAUAUUAUUGGAAUUAUUACUUUGAUUGUAGAAAACUGCUAUUUUUAUCUUAAAGUUGCAAAAAAUCCACAAUUUAAUAAAUAUUCUAGGCAAAUUGUCAAAAAAUCUAAAUAGCCGGACUAGUUUCAAAUGUAAAUAAAUAUUUAUUUGUAUUUGUUAGUUAUUAAUUUAUCACGAUAAAUAAAAACU